UGUGUGUAUAAGCAUAAGCUAUUGUGAUUUCUUUGUACGGCAUGUGAUCUGAGAUGGCUUUUUCCUAGACUAAAACUAGCAUUUGCGCUAUUGUUUAUGCCGAGUUUUCUUGGAACAUUUUCUUGAGUAUUUGUGAAAGACUUCAUUUGUUGAUAAUUUUUAACCCCAAAACGAGAACAAUUAAGACUGCCAGGGGACCGCAUCAUCACAAAAAACAACGAUGUGUGUUCUCCCCUUGGAGAGGUGGGGUACCGGAUUGCAUUCUGCGUUUCAUAUCCAGUUUUCUUGCUAAGCAACAAUCAUGUUUUUAAUAGCAGGGCUGGUCGAUUACACAUCAAAACCAGUGUUCUGGUUAUUUGCCGGUAGCAAGCGAAGUUGGACUUGGAUCAGAAGAUAAAUACAUUGUGUAUUUUUAUUGUCUGUAUUGUGUAUUAUCCUACUAGAGAGCUGCCUGUGGUGUACGUGGCUUCACGUUUGUACUUUUAACGUCACGGGUACGAUUCAUAUCAUGAUAGAAAUCGAAUGUGUCAACGAACACAUUAUCAGUUUUUGUGUUAUUGGCCUAAGGAGCUUUCAGGUCUGAUCAGAGGCAAAAUUUCCUGUCGGAGCCACAGGGGCCCCCCAUAUAGGAAUAAACAAGGGUCUUUGAAAGCUGCGAUCCAAGGAUAUUAGAGGACUCUCUUUCAGCCUGUGCUUUGGAUCAGGAGUGAUAGAGUGUACUUCUUAGGGGGUGCACCCAUAUCUCCAAGCUUGCUGUCAGGUACCGAUGCGAGAAAGGAUGGGUACUCAAGGCAGCCCCGUCAAGAGCUAUGACUAUCUACUAAAAUUCCUGCUGGUGGGAGACAGCGAUGUAGGGAAAGUGGAGAUCUUGGGCAGUCUUCAGGACGGGUCGGCUGAGUCCCCCUAUGCCUACAGCAGCGGAAUUGACUACAAGACCACUACAAUCCUCUUGGAUGGGAGACGUGUCAAACUGGAACUCUGGGACACAUCAGGACAGGGUCGUUUCUGCACCAUCUUCAGAUCCUAUUCCAGAGGGGCGCAGGGAAUCCUGUUGGUUUAUGACAUCACUAACCGCUGGUCCUUUGACGGCAUUGACCGUUGGAUCCGAGAGAUAGACGAGCAUGCGCCUGGAGUGCCACGGAUCCUUGUAGGAAACCGGCUUCACUUGGCAUUCAAGCGUCAGGUGCCAACGGAGCAGGCACGCACCUACGCAGAGAAGAACAGCAUGACCUUCUUUGAGGUCAGCCCCCUCUGCAACUUCAAUGUCAUAGAGUCCUUCACAGAGCUCUCGCGUAUUGUCCUGAUGCGGCACGGCAUGGAGAAGUUCUGGAAACCCAAUAGAGUUUUCACCCUGCAGGACCUGUGCUGCCGAGCCAUUGUGUCAUGUACCCCGGUUCACCUCAUCGACAAGCUGCCGCUGCCCGUGGCCAUCAAGAGCCAUCUCAAGUCCUUCUCCAUGGCCAAUGGGAUGAACGCUGUAAUGAUGCAUGGUCGCUCUUACUCUCUCGCUAACCUGCCGGGGGGCAGCAAGGGGAACAGCCUGAAACGCUCCAAAUCCAUCAGGCCCCCCCAGAGCCCUCCUCAGAACUCUGCCAGGAACAACUGCAAGAUCUCUUAGCAUGCAGGUGUAGACCAGAGCCAUCAGACCUCUGCAAGACAGACUCCAGCCCCGUUUAGGCAUGUUCUGGUUGCGCCCAGUCAUAACGAAGAACUCCCCACCCAACCACAGACAAGAUUUUGAAAUCUGUGCCCACUGACAUUCCCAUGCUACCAAUCAGGAUUAAGACUCCACCUGCACUAGCUCCUCCAAUCUCCCCUGAAUCCAAUCAAGAAUCACCAUAGUGUCUCUUCGACGUAGCCAGAAAGCAAUGCGCCUGAAAUCAUUUUUUUAAAUUGUACUAUUUAAUUAUUGUAUUUUUUUUUUUUUUUUU
Molecule: messenger RNA, 1931 nt
Organism: Polyodon spathula (Mississippi paddlefish)
Lineage: Eukaryota; Metazoa; Chordata; Actinopteri; Acipenseriformes; Polyodontidae
Product: ras-related protein Rab-40C-like
Exons: 6
Coding region: 767-1618 (283 amino acids)
Biological process (GO): protein localization to plasma membrane; intracellular signal transduction
Cellular component (GO): endosome; synaptic vesicle; plasma membrane
Molecular function (GO): GTP binding; GTPase activity
Source: RefSeq, a predicted model, not a curated record